GCACAUGUAUUUUGUUYUUGAUGGAGAUAUCUUUUGUGUACCGAAACUAUUUGUUCACGGAAUUCUUUGCUUCAGGUAUUUUUUGGUUGACCCCUAUUAUUUUUUCAAAAGAUAGCAGCAUACAUAGGGUUCUUUCCUUUGGCCUUUGUCGAAGCAUUAUUUUGUUUCGUUGUUGAUUCCGAUAUCACUUUCUUCAAUUUGUACGAUUUGACCAGCACGUUCUUGACGUCUGUCAUCUGCGGCCGACUCUUGAUAUUUGUUCCACCUCUCUCGUUUUCCUUCCCUCCRUUUGCUGCGCUGCCGCUGCGCAUGCUUCGGCUUGAAUCUGCAUCGGUCUCGCUGUCAUCAAAAGAUGCAGCCGAUAAUUUCUCAUACACCUCAGAAGGAUCCAUAGGGGCCUUUGUAUUCGUGAUCGACAGUCUUUUGAACUUACGGCGAGAGAUAUCACGGACGACGAUCGGUCCUUCAAGCAAGCCACCUUCGACAGAGAGAUAUCUUUCCUUUGGUUUGUAUUUCCCAGUGACACAUUUYACUGUCUCCUCGUGGUUUUCCAUUAGGAUUUUGGCAACCUUCUUGGUCCUCUCCGCCAUGAGGGUUCCCGCCGCAAUGUCAGCUGCGCUUACGGUAACUCCCUUGACCACGAUGCCACGAACCAGCGGUGCCAGAGCUGCAGAAGGGCCGGUCAUCGUUCCAGCGGAAGCUGCUGAUAUGAGGCAGCCCGCUGCGAAUGCGGCGGGUACGGCUGAAACCUUCAAGACGUUCCUGAUACURUCGCCCUUUGUCGGAAGUGAUCUUUCGUCUCCGAUCAUAGCGUGAACCUUGUAAGAGAAUUUCAGGCUCCCGCCUCCGGUUUGUUUGCGGGUCAUAUUAACGGCUUCUCCGGGAUGGAGAGUACAUUUGUUGAAGAAUUUCCCUCGUUCAAGAAAUACGACGAUCUGGUACUUUGUGUUGUUCACGAUCGUCGGUGAGUUUGGGGGGGAUCGAUCCAUGGGCUUGGCUACCAGGGAAUUUCUGCUUUCGUUUUGGUUUGACGACACCAAAGUCAUCUUUGAUUUCGAUUUUGCCAUUGUAAUUUUAGCGGUAUUGAGUGGUAUGCCCGGACCUGUUUUCCUUCCGUUAUCAAGAACGUUUGGGUUUUUCUUACAACAUUUUUGUGGCGGGGUCAAUACCAWAGGCGUUUUUUCAAUUCGACUUCGUUAUCGUGUCGUAAUCCAACAGACCUAUCGUACAUUUCAUGCCCUCUGUGCACUUAUGUAGUUUCAGCGAAAUAGGUUAGUCGUGUUUUAGCGACGCGAUAGAUUUACCUUCCGGAUAUUUCACGGUAGACAAACAGACUUCACGUAAGAACCAAAGCAGCUAGAAACCCACAGUACGUACGUAGUACUCGUAGUACUGCUACGUACCUUGGAUCGGGAUGUUCCGAAGCGAAGUACAGGUAGGAGUACGUGUACCGUUAGCCAGUACGAGACCUUUCAACAAAACGACUGCGCACGGUAGGUGGCUUCUUACAGAAAAUGACUCGGAACUCGGAAGCUCUGCASCGUACUCGUACUCGUAGCAGUACCCUAUUACAGUACGAGUUACUGUACAGAAUUUACUUACUCUUACUGUACUACGGUACGAAUGGUAUGUAUUGGUACUAGUACAGAAAAAAAAGAAAAAAUACUCCUCGAAUCUUCUGAGCGUUUUCAUCGUAUCUUUUUGUAUCGUACCGUACGGUACGGUAAAGUCCAUCAACGGUAUCCCAGGGGUCGUUUAUGUACUCUUGAAAUGCUGAGGACUGGAGGGCACAACAUUUACCACUGCUGUAUCGUAAUGUCAUCCGGUAUCGUAUGUGCGAUGAGCUGCAACAAGUUACCAAUACAAAGAAAGUUCAAACGGCCCGGUCAAGAAAGCUCAGAGAUGCGAUGGAUUGAGUCAAGAUGCUAUGACACACCUAGAAGUAUUUUGGACGAGGUCAGAUAGAGCAAAACUAAAAUAUUCUAUAGRUUUUAAAUGGGUCUAUUGCAAAAACUCCAAAGGUUUACCACCAUAUGGAUACAAUACUAAGAGCUCAUGCGUCCUAUCUGCCCUACUACAUUACAGCAAUAGCUUUCUCAUUGAUUCCAACUUUCCUCAGUUGGUUGAGCAUUUCUUCUUGUGUUCUGCCAACAMCUGCAACAAACUGAUCCGGACGGACCAACAAUAUUUGUUGUGCCGUGAGCGCUUUCUCRGUAAUCUUUGGAACCGAAACCUGUUCCUCGCUCUUUGCGGGAACAAGAAAAACAACUUUUGUUCCGAUGACAUUCGGUGAACGUGAUGAUAAGGAUUCAUGAGGGUUCAAAAAAACCCAUGUGUGUUGAACUCGGUCUAUGUGCGAAUGAAGAUUGGAACCAUCCUCCAAUCGAAUGUUUGGAACGCGCUGUCCAGGGGAAACGAUGCAUGGUUUUUUCAUAUUUCCAUCAAAGAUAAUGGAAGACGAACUUGGAGCGUACGCCGUUUCAAGCUGCCCCACCUUCCGAAAAUUGUGAUUCGCUCUCGUAGAGCGCAAACCAAUGCGCAUAAGUACCCCGCGAAGAAAUUGCACAAAUCUGCUCUUGGCAUUCAUAAGUUUGGUUGCCAUCUCGACCGAUCGGAUCACGUUUUGACCCAGUGCGUGGCGCUCCGAAUGGUAUGAUUCGAGAAUUGUAUCUACCGUAGAAGUGGUUUCGUCUUCCUCUUCCUCGUUGGAUACAGCAUCUAGAAAGCGUUUCGCCCACGCCAGCUUCCACAACAAAUUGUUGGCAUCCUGGAUACCAAGAUUCAUACCCUGUCCUCCAAUAGGACUGUGCACGUGGGAUGCAUCACCGGCAAGCAUAACAUUUCUAUUUCGAUAGGAAUCGGAAGCACCAUGAGUUACAUGAAAGAUGUUUUGCCAUUUUCCAAGUUCUACAUGGAACUUCCUCCCCGUUCGGUCGWAUAACAGUUCUUCAAAGAAUGUCGCAUUCAGCUCUAUCUGAUCUGCACUCGUUACUCCCACGGGAGCCUUCCCAACGAAACGGUAGGAAUUCCUUGUCGGUAGUGGCAACAAAGCGAUCAGGCCCUUCCCGGUUGGAAAUACAUGGCCUCCCCUGCCCGAUAGUUGAUCUUCAAGAGGUAGAUCACCUUUCAAGACUAAAUCUGCAACGACAAAAUACAAAUCAGAUUGGAGACGAUUCAUCUUGAUUCCAACCAAAUCACGGGUUUUGGAGCGUCCGCCAUCAGCACCCAAAACCCACGUUGAAGUCACUAUYUCUGUGGUGUCUCCAUUCGAAUUGCGAAGAAUCGAAGUGACUAAGUUGCCUUCUUGUGACAAAUUUUCAAGUGAAACACCAUAAUCUACUUGCCCUCCACAUGCAUUUAGGGUUUCCUCCAGUAUGCGUUCAGUUUCGUAUUGUGGUAGAAAGUACAAGCUGGGAUAAUUUGUAUCACCCCAUAUGGUUCGUUUCACAUUAGCAUUCAAACAAUCAAAACAAUCAUCACUGUCGUCAUUCAUAUGAUACCAUUUCUCGAGGUAAAUUUUAAUUCCCUCAAGAUUGAAAGCGGCAUUCUCGAUUUUUUCGGUAACAGCUCCAUCUUGAAUUGGUUCUAGUAAUUCCAUAACACGAGGGUGUACUACUAGGGCACGGCUGUCAUGACUCGAUCUCUUCUUCUUGCGGUCUAUUAUCCGAGCUGAUAGGCCYAGCCGCCUUGCUUCCAAUGCCGCCGUGAGUCCAACUCUGAAAAAA
Molecule: messenger RNA, 3725 nt
Organism: Pseudo-nitzschia multistriata
Lineage: Eukaryota; Bacillariophyta; Bacillariophyceae; Bacillariales; Bacillariaceae
Source: the annotation of a GenBank genome assembly